AUGGUUCGUUCAGCACCACGAAGCAACAGCCGGCUGAGCAUGACAAGCAAGGCCGGCGGUGGAAGUAGAGCAUCCGACGAUGAAAGCCGCACCGCAGUCAAAGUUGCCGUGCGAGUGCGACCGCCGUUAAAUCCCACCGAUCCCGGCUUCGACCUCAUCCCUCAGCGUUUCCAAAGAUCUAUGGUGCAUGUCACCUCAAAUACAAAUCUCGCGAUAGACUCUCCCCAGGGCAGGAAACUUUUUGUUUUUGAUCGCGUUUUCAGCCCCGACGUCGGCCAAGAUGGCAUCUGGGAAUACGUAUCCGACUGUGUCAAUGCCUUUGUUCAAGGGUAUAACGUGUCUUUGCUGGCAUAUGGCCAGUCCGGCGCGGGAAAGUCGUAUACCAUGGGCACUGCUGGCCCUAGCGAGCAGGGAGACCUCGAAAUGAAGGGUGUCAUCCCCCGAGCCGCCACCGCACUUUUCGACAAAUUGGAUACGUCCAAAGCAGCCGCCGCGAAAACGAACCGAAACUCGAUGUCGCAACUCCGAUCUCCCCAGAGGUUUUCGACUCAUGGCCAGGCAGGCCUCGGCGAAAGGGGCUGGUCGAUGAAGGCGACGUAUGUCGAGAUUUAUAACGAGCAACUUCGCGAUCUGCUUGUGGAAGAAAAUGUGCCGCCAAAUGAGCGGAGCCCAGUAACGAUACGCGAAGAUGUCAAGGGCAAUAUUCUUCUUACGGGUCUGCGACAGGUGGACAUCAAUUCCAUUGAAGAUUUAAUGAAUGCACUGAGCUUUGGUUCGUCUAUCAGGCAAACCGAUGCAACGGCGAUAAACGCAAAGUCCUCUCGAUCGCAUGCCGUUUUCAGUUUAAAUUUGGUGCAGCGGAAAAAUGGCCUGCAGCCGGCCCAGGGGGCGGAGAAGCGAUUCUCGGUUCCCAUCGAAGCCAUGACGGGGUCGGAAUCCUGGGUCACCACCGACAGCAAAUUGCAUUUUGUCGAUUUAGCCGGCAGCGAACGUCUGAAGAAUACUGGAGCCCAAGGCGAGCGUGCAAAGGAGGGCAUUUCCAUCAACGCCGGUCUGGCUGCGCUCGGAAAAGUCAUCUCGCAGCUCUCGUCCCGGCAGGCAGGAUCGCACGUUUCUUAUCGCGAUUCCAAGCUUACCCGCCUCCUUCAGGACUCGCUGGGCGGUAAUGCCAUCACGUACAUGAUUGCCUGCGUCACCCCCGCCGAAUUCCAUCUGAGCGAAACCCUCAACACGGUGCAAUAUGCACAGAGGGCCCGAGCCAUUCAGAGCAAGCCGCGCAUACAACAGGUGGAAGAGGGCGAUAAACAGGCCCUGAUUGACCGUUUAAAGGCCGAGGUGGCCUUCCUCAGGGAGCAGAUUCGCAGCGCAGACCGUGCCGGCGGGGAGCGACGCACCCUCGCCACAAGCGAGAGGUCCGAGCGGCCCAACGAGCGGGAGGUUGAGCUACAGAACCAUUUACUGGACAUCCAGGAAAAUUACACCACCCUGAGCCAGCGCCACGCACGGCUCAUUGCGGAGAUGGCGAAAGCGCGGGACAACGAGAUGGCGGAGAACCAGCACCUGGAAGAAUCCUUGGAUGACAGUGCCACCGAGCGGCUAAAUCGCUCCAACUCCUUUGCCCAGGCAGUCGAGCAGGUUGUGCUCGAGUAUGAAAAGACGAUCCAAACCCUCGAACAGUCCCUUUCCAGCACCCGCACCACUCUGUCCAACACCGAAGCGUCGCUUUUGGAGAAGGAGUCCAAGUUUGCCUAUGUCGAGACCAUCAACACACAGCUGCAGGCUCGGCUUCAGAAACUCAUGGAUCGGGAAGCCAGCACAGAGAAUUAUUUGCACGACCUCGAGGCCAAGCUCGACGGCCACACUUCGGGUGAGGAAAAGAACGCCACCAUUAUUCUAGAGCUCCGCAAAGAAAUUUCCCGCGUGCGAGAAAAUGAGGCGGCCUGCGAGGAUUACAUCUCCACCCUGGAGGAACGCCUGGCCGAGGCUGACCAGGAUGCGGAAUUGAUGCAGCGCGAAAUUGACAGACUCGAGCAAGUCAUUGAACGCCAACGAAGUCUCGGCAAGCUUGACUCGCUCCUCUACGAACUUGACCAUCUCCAGCAGGAUGGCCGCCACGGCGAUGCCGCUCCCGCCGAGGUCGAAGUCACCAACGGCAUCGCCCGCCGUCGCUCCUCUAUUCCUCAUUCCCGCAGCCAGUCCCACGUUAGCCGUCACAGCCAAAAGGAGGCCGUUAUUCCCGAAGGCGAGGAGGAAGAAGAAGCCCCGCAGAGCAACGGCGACCGCGCCGCUACGCCCGCUGCCGAUGAAGAGGGUGACGACGAGCAGCGCGUUGAGGAUGACGGCUCGGUCACCGACAAGGUGAGCCCCGCUCAGAGCAAAUUCGUCGCCGACAAGCUCGAGGCCGUCACCCAGGAGCUCGUGGACCUGCGUGUUGAGCACGAGAGUACUAUUAAUGAGUACGAUAGCCUGCACUCCAAGUACGAGGAGGCCCUCCGCAACAUUGCCGAUCUGCAAGACAUGGUUGACGAAUCCCGCCAUCCUCAUCGACCCAUCCGCGACUCGGUCCUCUCCGUCACCUCUCCGACCACCACCAGGCCCGACUCGUACAUGUCGGACUCCCGCUCGACUUUCUUCGGCGAUGGAAUCCCCGCCAUUAUCGACAACUCGGAUGCCGAGACCGCCACGGCCAAACCAGAGUCCCAGCAGUCUCCUGGCGACUAUGACGACCUCCCUGCCGAGCUCGAGCGUCUCAAGACUCUCGCAGCCGAGAAGGAAGCCGCGGAACGCGAACUCUCGAACAAGUCCAACACACCCGUCAUCCGACGCAAGUCGAGCCAGAACGUCAUGAUUAUCGAUCGUGCCCACAGAUCAUUUGCUUCACUUAAGAAUAUCGCGGCUGAGAACUUUGAGGCCGACCCCGAUACCAUGCAAAACUUUGAGCUCAAUCUCAACGCCGCCAUGCACGAACUCCACGCUCGCUCGGAGCGCAUCCAAGAACUCGAGGCCGACGUCGCUUCUGCCCGCAAGGAGAUGGAAACCAAGAUGACCAUCAUCUCGGGCCUUACUAGGGAAAGGUCCAGCUUGCAGGCCUCUCCGCGGGACAUCUCGGUCGUAUCGGCAAUGAAGAACCAGCUGGAACUGAGCGAGACGCAACUCAGGGCUAUGAGGGAGGCGCAGGAGGCGCGCGAGAAGGAACUCACUGACGAAAUCGAGGCCCUCCGAGCUUCUCUCAAGGAGGAAGACGCUAAUGAGACCCGCGAUCUCGAGAUUUCCCGCACCCACGCAGAGAGGAUCGAGGUUCUCGAGUCUGAGCUGUCGGGCUGGGAAGACAAGCACAAGGCCGCCCUCGACAAUCUCAAGGCGACCGAAGAGCAGAUGCAAAAGUCCAUCGCCGAUGUUGAAGCGCAGCUUGCUGAUGCCCAGGCCAAACUUGCCGAGAGUGAAGUCAAGGCUUCCGGCGCCGAUGCUUCCAAGGAGAUGGAGGAGAAGCAGAGGGAGCUGGUUGGCUCGUUGCAGGCUGAGCUGGACGAGUAUAAGCUGGUCCUCGACAACAGCACGUCCAAGAUUUCGGAACUCGAGUCGGUCCAUGCAGCCACCCGGGCGGAGCUUGACGAGGCUAUCAAGGCCCGCGAUGUCGCUAGUAGCGAGGCCGCCGCUCACAAGGCGCUCGUGGCUGAUCUCGAGGUCAAGAUUGACAACCUCGAGGUGGCUGCCAAGUCCCACCAAGAGGCCGUACAAGCGCUCAACGCCAAGCACGCCAAGGAAUUGGAGGAUCUCAAACUCUCGGAGCAGAGUGGCUACGAGGAGCAGGUCGCCGUUCUCAUGUCCGAACACUCGGAGAGCAUCAACGCGCUCGAAUCCGAGCUGAAUGACGCCAGGGAAGACUUGAUGAAGGUGGCGACGCAGGUUGCCUUUGCUCUUGGAUUGCCAACUAGCGUGGACAAGAUUACGGAGCGUAUCGAGGACCUGAUCGCGGACCAGAAGGCUCUCGCCGAGGAGCAGAAGAAGAGGGCAGAGAUCGAGAUGAAUGUGGUUGAGCUCUCCUCCAUCAACGACCAAGUCAUGGGCGAGCUUGAGACGGUGAAGAAGGCCCUCGACGAGAUGCUCGGCCGCCCCGCCGAAGAGAAGCAGACCAAUGGCACCUCCAAGGGCGUCCUCGGUCGCCUCGCGGUGCUCAAGAAGAGGAUGGACGACCUUGAUAUGAAGAACAAGAAGCACUCGCGUCUCGUCGAGGAGCUCGAGGUUCAGCUCCAGCAGAACUUUGACCAAGCCCAGCUUACCAGCAACCGCCUUUCUACGCUCCAGAGCGAGCGCCAUAGCCAGCUCGAGGAGGCCAACACGGCCAGGACCAGGGCGCAGAGCGAGCUGGACGCGGUCCGAGAGGAAUACGCCGCUCUCCAGGCCAAGUUCGACGAGAUCAACUCUUCGAGCCCCGAUCCCAUGAAGCGAUCCAACUCGAUGAGCUCGCAGCUCCGAAAGAGUUCCUCGACCGGAAGGCCGAUGAGCAAGGACAACAUGGCGGCCAUCUCGCAGAUUCGCGAUGACCAGGAAGCUCGUAUCAGGACGAUCGAGAAGCAUCUAGAUGCGGAGAAGCAGCUCACGGCAACGCUUGAAGAGGCCCUCAGCGACCUCGAGCGCCAGUCCAACAAGGUCAAGUCAGACUGCGACGCUUGGAGGAAGCGCGCACAGGAGCUCGAGACGGAGCUCAAAGACAUCCAAAACCGACCGGCGCCUACGCCUCAGCCGGACAACAGGUGGAGCCUGCAGGCCGUCGAGGAGGAGCGCAAGAAGAGACAGGCAGCCGAAGCGGCGCGAGCUCACCUGGAAGAGAGGAUGAGGGAUAUCAACAAGAAGAAGAAGAAGAAGGGCUCGCUCAACUGCUUCUAA
This is a messenger RNA of Parascedosporium putredinis, 4887 nucleotides long. NCBI's taxonomy places the organism in Eukaryota, Fungi, Ascomycota, Sordariomycetes, Microascales, Microascaceae. The record is from the annotation of a GenBank genome assembly.